AUGCACCACUCACACUCGCUGCACGCUGCCACGGCCAGAACGCCCCGGGAAUACACCCCUCGGUCAACGGUUCAGUUCACCGCACCUCCGAUUGCGAAACGUAGUCAGAGUAUGCAGUGUGCACGUACAGAUGCAGCUCAAAUUAGCUCAUUCAACGCUCCGGAUCUCAACCCCAGUGCACCACUCACACUUGCUACACGCCAUCCGGUUCAUCCAUCUCCUCAAUCCAGUUACCCACUCACACUGACAAUGCUCACGCCCACACUCUUAGCCAAUCAAUCUCACAAACUGUCUCACCCCUAA
Messenger RNA from Fomitiporia mediterranea MF3/22, 303 nucleotides. RefSeq lists its product as uncharacterized. Bases 1 to 303 code for a protein of 100 amino acids. NCBI's taxonomy places the organism in Eukaryota, Fungi, Basidiomycota, Agaricomycetes, Hymenochaetales, Hymenochaetaceae. The record is from RefSeq and is a predicted model, not a curated record. The transcript is spliced from 2 exons.